Messenger RNA from Podarcis raffonei (Aeolian wall lizard), 660 nucleotides. RefSeq names its product histone H4. The record is from RefSeq and is a predicted model, not a curated record. Gene Ontology annotation, molecular function: protein heterodimerization activity; DNA binding; structural constituent of chromatin. Gene Ontology annotation, cellular component: nucleosome. Bases 184 to 495 code for a protein of 103 amino acids. Lineage: Eukaryota; Metazoa; Chordata; Lepidosauria; Squamata; Lacertidae. The transcript has a single exon. Gene Ontology annotation, biological process: nucleosome assembly.
UGAAAUACCUGUUCAUCGUUGAUUGGAUAGCGUCAGUUAAUGCGCACGGCGGCGUGACGCGUGUGCAAAUACGCGGCUCAUUGUUGAAGUUUUCAUUCUGGUCGGAUUCCAAACUAUUUAAAGGCGCUUUUUCGGGAGCCGUUUCACAUUUCUCGUCUGCGUUGGAAGCAGUUCGUUAAGAAGAUGUCAGGACGUGGAAAGGGAGGCAAGGGGUUGGGGAAAGGAGGCGCCAAGAGGCACCGCAAAGUGCUCCGCGACAACAUCCAGGGCAUCACCAAGCCUGCCAUCCGCCGCCUCGCUCGCCGCGGAGGAGUCAAGCGCAUCUCCGGGCUCAUUUACGAGGAGACCCGGGGCGUCCUCAAGGUCUUCCUCGAGAACGUCAUCCGCGACGCCGUCACCUACACCGAGCACGCCAAGAGGAAGACGGUCACCGCCAUGGACGUAGUGUACGCUCUCAAGCGCCAGGGCCGCACUCUGUACGGCUUCGGCGGCUAAGCUCCUCCGCUUCCACAGACCGAAACAUCAACAAAAGGUCCUUUUCAGGGCCACCCACCUUUACUCGUAAAGAGCCAAUCGCUAACGCUAUUUUACCUAACGCACUGGAAUUAUUGGAAUAAUAUCCAAAAUACAUAGAAACCUAGCUCGAGGCAUCGAAUCUUU